Molecule: messenger RNA, 645 nt
Organism: Podarcis lilfordi (Lilford's wall lizard)
Lineage: Eukaryota; Metazoa; Chordata; Lepidosauria; Squamata; Lacertidae
Source: the annotation of a GenBank genome assembly
AUGACCUGCGCUGCUGCAGCAGCCACAUCUGGCUGUCAAAGCCUCAACGGCCUGCGCUGCUGCCACUGCCUAUUCUGGCUGUCAAAGCCUCAACGACUUGCGCUGCUGCCCCUGCCUCUUCUGGCUGUCAAAGCCUCGAUGACCUGCGCUGCUGCAGCAGCCCCUUCUGGCUGUCAAAGCCUCGAUGACCUGUGCUGCUGCCCCUGCCUCUUCUGGCUGUCAAAGCCUAGACGACCUGCCCUGCUGCCACUGCCCCUUCUGGCUGUCAAAGCCUCGACGACCUCUGCUGCUUCUACUUCCACUUCUGGGUGUCAAAGCCUUGACGACCUGCUACACUGCCGCUGCCUCUUCUCGCUGUCAAAGCCUCGACGACCUGCGCUGCUCCCUCUGCCUCUUCUGGCUGUCAAAGCCUCAACAACCUGCGCUGCUGCCGCUGCCCCUUCUGGCUGUCAAAGCCUCGAUGACCUGCUCUCCUCCCACUGCCCCUUCUGGCUGUCAAAGCCUCGACGACCUGCGCUGCUGCCGCUGCCCCUUCUGGCUGUCAAAGCCUUGAUGACCUGCGCUGCUGCCUCUGCCUCUUCUGGCUGUCAAAGCCUCGAUGACCUGCGCUGCUGCCUCUGCCUCUUCUGGCUGUCAAAGCCUUGA